Molecule: messenger RNA, 1279 nt
Organism: Stegastes partitus (bicolor damselfish)
Lineage: Eukaryota; Metazoa; Chordata; Actinopteri; Pomacentridae
Product: myozenin-2-like
Exons: 6
Coding region: 145-945 (266 amino acids)
Cellular component (GO): actin cytoskeleton; Z disc
Molecular function (GO): telethonin binding; actin binding; FATZ binding
Source: RefSeq, a predicted model, not a curated record
GCGGGAGCACCCACGCAGGUCGCACUACCCAGUCUGACCCUCUCAGCCUCUCACCUUUCUGACUUCCUACCCCCGAGGAGACGGGCACAACUUGAGACCACUCAGACCCCCCACCCCUGAGGGUCCUUCAGGACAGGGGCAGCCAUGUCACAGUUCUCCACCAUGACGACCCAGGAGAGGAAAAUGCAGGCGGCGGCAAUCUGCAGAGAGGUGCAAGCCCAGGAAGAUGCAGAGAUGGAUCUGGGGAAGAAAAUGAGCGUGCCUAAGGACAUCAUGCUGGAGGAGCUGUCUCUCGCCUCCAACCGGGGCUCCCGGCUCUUCAAAAUGCGCCAGAGACGCUCCGAAAAAUACACUUUUGAGAGCAUCCAGAAUGAAAACAACACGCAGCUCAGUAACACAGUGGUUUUCCAUACGGAGAACGGCAGCGCGGCAGACUGCCACAGCAACGACAACAACUUGGGUGACAACCAGCAACCUAAUGCAACAUGUGACGCAGCGAGGACGGAGCCAAAUCCGGGCAGCAUUGCCCCGGGAUAUGGAGGUCCUUUGAAAGACAUCCCCCCAGAGAGGUUCAACAGUACAGCUGUGCCAAAAUCCUACCACUCACCCUGGGAGCAGGCCAUUAUCAAUGACCCGGCCUUGGCUGACACUCUCAUCCCCCGCAUGCCUGAGCUGGAGCCCCAAGUGGACCGACCAGGGUACAAGAGUUUCAACAGGGUAGCGACCCCUUUCGGUGGCUUCAGCAAGGCGCCCAGACCUGCUCCCGUCAAGCCCAUCCAGGUGGAAACCCUGCCGGAGCUGCCGGAGCUCCUCCAGGGGGAGGCCGCGCCGAAUCGACCCUCCUUCAACAGAUCUGCUCUGGGGUGGGUGUCGGCGGGUGGUCCUCUCUCCCUGCCUACUGUCUCACUGGAGCCCAUGCUCAUCCCUGAGUCAGAAGACCUUUGAACCCGUUAUGAAGUCACACAGAGAUGCUGUCUACUUAGCUGCUUCUCCCGAGGUUGUUGUGGGCGGGCUGAAGUUCCUGUCAGAGCAGAGUGGGGGGUGAAAGAACGCAUCCUGUUGGUGGUUAGCUUGUACGCUUCAUCCACUAGUUCUCUAGUGAUGUGAAAUAUUGCACUGCAGAGAAAAAUAUAUAAAUCACUUUGUUCGGUGGGCCGACACACUCCUGGAAUAAAUGAACAUUGUUGUAUAUUAAUGUGCAUAAGAGUAUUUUAUCUUGCAGACACAAGUUUUUGCUCAAUAAACUGGUGUAGCAUGCAAAACAAAACAAACAAAAAAA